GAAGGCGCGCCCCGAGAGCCUCCCCGCUCCGGCCGCCACGGGGGAUGGCGCGGCGGACGCUGCCCCUUCUGCCGUGACGGGACCGCGCCGCCGCCGCCGGCCGCCUCCCCCCCGCCAGCCCCGGGCAUGCCGCUGCCUGCCCGCCCCGCUGCUCCGCCCUACCCGGACCCCGGGAUGGGCCGCGGGAGCUGAUCGGUCGGGGAGGCCGGGGGGAGCGCCGGGGAGGAUGAGCCACGUGGGGAGCCCGGUGAAAGCCUACGAUUUCCUGCUGAAAUUCCUGCUGGUGGGAGACAGCGACGUGGGCAAGGGGGAGAUCCUGGCCAGCCUGCAGGACGGGGCCACCGAGUCGCCCUACGGCUACAACAUGGGUAUAGAUUAUAAGACUACAACGAUUCUCCUGGAUGGCCGCCGAAUCAAGCUGCAGCUCUGGGAUACAUCCGGGCAAGGGAGAUUCUGCACCAUAUUUCGGUCUUACUCGAGAGGGGCUCAGGGAGUGAUACUGGUGUAUGAUAUUACAAAUCGUUGGUCGUUUGAUGGAAUCGAUCGAUGGAUAAAAGAAAUAGAUGAGCACGCUCCUGGUGUACCAAAAAUCCUGGUGGGAAAUCGCCUUCACUUGGCCUUCAAGCGCCAGGUGUCCACUGAACAAGCACAAGCCUAUGCUGAGAGGCUGGGCAUGACUUUUUUUGAAGUCAGCCCACUCUGUAAUUUCAAUAUUACGGAGUCCUUUACUGAGCUGGCAAGAAUUGUACUGAUGAGACAUGGGAUGGACAGGCUCUGGAGGCCAAACAAGGUACUGAGCCUGCAGGACCUGUGCUGCCGUGCCAUAGUCUCCUGUACCCCUGUGCAUCUCGUCGACAAGCUCCCGCUCCCCGUUGCCUUAAGAAGCCACCUCAAAUCCUUCUCCAUGGCCAAUGGCCUUAAUGCCAGGAUGAUGCACGGACGUUCCUACUCCCUCACGUCCAGCAACAUCAGUAAAAGGAACAGCUUAAAGAAAGCAAAAAUCAUCCGGCCACCGCAGAGCCCGCCCAAAAACUGUACAAGGAACAGCUGUAAAAUUUCUUAAGCACUUUGUGGGAAAAGGCACCUGGAUGGAAUCCCCUGGCAUGAAGUGUGGAACACAAGGACUCCUUGUUUAAUGGCUGAGCACACUCUAUGUACGUAUCACACUACAUAGACAAAAAUAAGAAAUAUAAGUCUUAUUUUAGAGCUUGCUCACUACAGUGAUGCUGCUUUGGAAGGAAUGACGUGUUCAGUGCAACUGGAAGGAUGGGACACCUGGCUCUUGGAUUUUUCAUACUGCAUUUUAGUUUCCAAUGUGCAUGAUGCCAUUGUUUUUAUGAGUCGAUGUGUUUUCAUAUAGGGGAUAAUUAUCAUUCUGCUUAAUUCCAUGAAAUCUGGAAAGUGACUUACCGUGUAAUUGUAUAAAACCCUGUCUUUUUGCAAAGUAUUCGAAAAGACAAAAAUGAGUCAUCGGUUUGCAUAUUCAGGCAGAGGUUUUUAAAUGCAAUGUAUUGUAUACAUUGUCCAAUUCUACAGAGUGUGACAAAUCCUAGUAAUACUGCAAUUGUGCUUUUGGGGUUUUUGUAAAGCUUCCUUGAUAACUUUGAAGCACUAACUUAACUAAGCUAAAAAUGUACAUAUAAUUAUUAUGCACAUACACAACAAGGUUCUGUCCCAUUAGUGUAUGUAAUAGAUUUGAUAAAGUUUUUGGUAUGUUAUUUAAUACUUUGGGGAAUUAAUUUGUGGUUUAAAUACUUAUUUUUCUGUAAAAAAAAAGAAUAUAAAAAUAUUACAUUUUAUAUCAUUCUACAAGGAAGUUCUAGGAGGAAAAUGCCAAAGACACUGUGGUAAAAGGAACAUGACUUAAAGAGCUGCUUUAUAAAGAAAGAACACUAUUUAAAAAUAAAUAAAUGUUUCUGGAAAAGAAA
Calidris pugnax (ruff) is the source of this 1928-nucleotide messenger RNA. It is a transcript of the gene RAB40B, whose product is annotated as RAB40B, member RAS oncogene family. The record is from RefSeq and is a predicted model, not a curated record. Gene Ontology annotation, cellular component: synaptic vesicle; endosome; plasma membrane. Bases 227 to 1063 code for a protein of 278 amino acids. Gene Ontology annotation, biological process: protein localization to plasma membrane; intracellular signal transduction. The transcript is spliced from 6 exons. NCBI's taxonomy places the organism in Eukaryota, Metazoa, Chordata, Aves, Charadriiformes, Scolopacidae. Gene Ontology annotation, molecular function: GTP binding; GTPase activity.